AUGGUGAAUUCCCCAGCUGAAUUGAAGAACAGGGUAUUGCUAGACUUAAGUAACAAUUAUAAUUCACAUAAAUGGUUGUGCGAAAGGGCAAAAAAUGAUACAGUAGCAAGGAUUAACCAUCAAUUAAUGAAUAAGAUUCCAACAUUCAUUAAGAAGUACAAAUCAGUUGAUUCAGUCCUUGAUGAAAAUCAAGCUAUCCAUUACUUAACAGAGUUCCUUAAUUCUCUUGAUUCACCAGGAAAUUAUCCACAUAAACUUUUUCUGAAGGUAGGAGUCCCAAUAAUGCUUCUAAGAAAUUUAGAUCCUCCUAAAUUAGGUAAUGAGAUGAGGUUGAUUGUGAAGACAUUGUCACCUAAUCUAACAGAAGCUAUCAUCAUCCCUGGAUGUUCCUCUGGGGAAGAGGUCUUCAUUCCAAGAAUUCCAAUCAAACCAACAUACUAUUUGAGUUCAAACGAACACAAUUCCCAAUGCGACUUUGCCUUGCAAUGUCUAUUAAAAAAGCUUAAGGCCAGUCUUUGA
Molecule: messenger RNA, 519 nt
Organism: Octopus sinensis (East Asian common octopus)
Lineage: Eukaryota; Metazoa; Mollusca; Cephalopoda; Octopoda; Octopodidae
Exons: 1
Coding region: 1-519 (172 amino acids)
Source: RefSeq, a predicted model, not a curated record